Molecule: messenger RNA, 657 nt
Organism: Verticillium alfalfae VaMs.102
Lineage: Eukaryota; Fungi; Ascomycota; Sordariomycetes; Glomerellales; Plectosphaerellaceae
Product: ammonium transporter 1
Exons: 5
Coding region: 1-657 (218 amino acids)
Biological process (GO): ammonium transmembrane transport
Cellular component (GO): plasma membrane
Molecular function (GO): ammonium channel activity
Source: RefSeq, a predicted model, not a curated record
AUGUCUGCUGGCCUCUAUACCGAGGCCUACAACGGCACUGAGGGGGCGGCCGAUGAUGGCACCUCAGCUGGCGUUGCCAACAUGAACGUCUGGUACGAGUCUGGUGAUAUUGCUUGGAUGUGCACCUCCUCCGCCCUCGUUCUGCUCAUGAUCCCCGGUGUCGGCUUUUUCUAUGCCGUACAAUGGUUCUUUUGGGGCUAUUCCUUGACCUUCUCGCAAACGGGCAAUGCUUUCCUCGGCAACAUGGACUAUAUCGGCUUCCGUAAUGUCGUCGCCCAGCCAGUUGGCGCCAUCCCAGAGAUCAUGUUCGCCAUCUACCAAGGUCUCUUUGCUGCCAUUACUCCCGCCAUUGCCAUCGGUGCCAUCGCCGACCGCGGUCGCAUCCUCCCCGCCAUGGUCUUCGUCUUCAUCUGGGCCACUGUUGUGUACGACCCCAUCGCUUACUGGACAUGGAACGCAAAUGGCUGGCUCCUCGAGCUUGGCUCGCAUCAGAUUUCGCCGGUGGCACUCCUUGCGCGCGAAUUUGCCUACGACUAUGUCGGGGUCACGCGCCACGUGUCCGACAUCUUGACAGGUCAGGACCCUCAUGCUGGUCUCGCGGGUACCUCGGCCCACAGCUCUGAGCCUGAGAAGGCUGCGCCUGCUGCUGCUGCUUGA